Molecule: messenger RNA, 6316 nt
Organism: Gorilla gorilla gorilla (western lowland gorilla)
Lineage: Eukaryota; Metazoa; Chordata; Mammalia; Primates; Hominidae
Gene: KDR
Product: kinase insert domain receptor
Exons: 30
Coding region: 310-4380 (1356 amino acids)
Biological process (GO): multicellular organism development; regulation of MAPK cascade; angiogenesis
Cellular component (GO): signaling receptor complex; plasma membrane
Molecular function (GO): vascular endothelial growth factor receptor activity; ATP binding; growth factor binding
Source: RefSeq, a predicted model, not a curated record
ACCCUGCACUGAGUCCCGGGACCCCGGGAGAGCGGUCAGUGUGUGGUCGCUGCGUUUCCUCUGCCUGCGCCGGGCAUCACUUGCGCGCCGCAGAAAGCCCGUCUGGCAGCCUGGAUAUCCUCUCCUACCGGCACCCGCAGACGCCCCUGCAGCCGCGGUCGGCGCCCGGGCUCCCUAGCCCUGUGCGCUCAACUGUCCUGCGCUGCGGGGUGCCGCGAGUUCCACCUCCGCGCCUCCUUCUCUAGACAGGCGCUGGGAGAAAGAACCGGCUCCCGAGUUCUGGGCAUUUCGCCCGGCUCGAGGUGCAGGAUGCAGAGCAAGGUGCUGCUGGCCGUCGCCCUGUGGCUCUGCGUGGAGACCCGGGCCGCCUCUGUGGGUUUGCCUAGUGUUUCUCUUGAUCUGCCCAGGCUCAGCAUACAAAAAGACAUACUUACAAUUAAGGCUAAUACAACUCUUCAAAUUACUUGCAGGGGACAGAGGGACUUGGACUGGCUUUGGCCCAGUAAUCAGAGUGGCAGUGAGCAAAGGGUGGAGGUGACUGAGUGCAGCGAUGGCCUCUUCUGUAAGACACUCACAAUUCCAAAAGUGAUCGGAAAUGACACUGGAGCCUACAAGUGCUUCUACCGGGAAACUGACUUGGCCUCGGUCAUUUAUGUCUAUGUUCAAGAUUACAGAUCUCCAUUUAUUGCUUCUGUUAGUGACCAACAUGGAGUCGUGUACAUUACUGAGAACAAAAACAAAACUGUGGUGAUUCCAUGUCUCGGGUCCAUUUCAAAUCUCAACGUGUCACUUUGUGCAAGAUACCCAGAAAAGAGAUUUGUUCCUGAUGGUAACAGAAUUUCCUGGGACAGCAAGAAGGGCUUUACUAUUCCCAGCUACAUGAUCAGCUAUGCUGGCAUGGUCUUCUGUGAAGCAAAAAUUAAUGAUGAAAGUUACCAGUCUAUUAUGUACAUAGUUGUCGUUGUAGGGUAUAGGAUUUAUGACGUGGUUCUGAGUCCGUCUCAUGGAAUUGAACUAUCUGUUGGAGAAAAGCUUGUCUUAAAUUGUACAGCAAGAACUGAACUAAAUGUGGGGAUUGACUUCAACUGGGAAUACCCUUCUUCGAAGCAUCAGCAUAAGAAACUUGUAAACCGAGACCUAAAAACCCAGGCUGGGAGUGAGAUGAAGAAAUUUUUGAGCACCUUAACUAUAGAUGGUGUAACCCGGAGUGACCAAGGAUUGUACACCUGUGCAGCGUCCAGUGGGCUGAUGACCAAGAAGAACAGCACAUUUGUCAGGGUCCACGAAAAACCUUUUGUUGCUUUUGGAAGUGGCAUGGAAUCUCUGGUGGAAGCCACGGUGGGGGAGCGUGUCAGAAUCCCUGUGAAGUACCUUGGUUACCCACCCCCAGAAAUAAAAUGGUAUAAAAAUGGAAUACCCCUUGAGUCCAAUCACACAAUUAAAGCGGGGCAUAUACUGACGAUUAUGGAAGUGAGUGAAAGAGACACAGGAAAUUACACUGUCAUCCUUACCAAUCCCAUUUCAAAGGAGAAGCAGAGCCAUGUGGUCUCUCUGGUUGUGUAUGUCCCACCCCAGAUUGGUGAGAAAUCUCUAAUCUCUCCUGUGGAUUCCUACCAGUACGGCACCACUCAAACGCUUACGUGUACGGUCUAUGCCAUUCCUCCCCCACAUCACAUCCACUGGUAUUGGCAGUUGGAGGAAGAGUGCCCCAACGAGCCCAGCCAAGCUGUCUCAGUGACAAACCCAUACCCUUGUGAAGAAUGGAGAAGUGUGGAGGACUUCCAGGGAGGAAAUAAAAUUGAAGUUAAUAAAAAUCAAUUUGCUCUAAUUGAAGGAAAAAACAAAACUGUAAGUACCCUUGUUAUCCAAGCGGCAAAUGUGUCAGCUUUGUACAAAUGUGAAGCGGUCAACAAAGUCGGGAGAGGAGAGAGGGUGAUCUCCUUCCACGUGACCAGGGGUCCUGAAAUUACUUUGCAACCUGACAUGCAGCCCACUGAGCAGGAGAGUGUGUCUUUGUGGUGCACUGCAGACAGAUCUACGUUUGAGAACCUCACAUGGUACAAGCUUGGCCCACAGCCUCUGCCAAUCCAUGUGGGAGAGUUGCCCACACCUGUUUGCAAGAACUUGGAUACUCUUUGGAAAUUGAAUGCCACCAUGUUCUCUAAUAGCACAAAUGACAUUUUGAUCAUGGAGCUUAAGAAUGCAUCCUUGCAGGACCAAGGAGACUAUGUCUGCCUUGCUCAAGACAGGAAGACCAAGAAAAGACAUUGCGUGGUCAGGCAGCUCACAGUCCUAGAGCGUGUGGCACCCAUGAUCACAGGAAACCUGGAGAAUCAGACGACAAGUAUUGGGGAAAGCAUCGAAGUCUCAUGCACGGCAUCUGGGAAUCCCCCUCCACAGAUCAUGUGGUUUAAAGAUAAUGAGACCCUUGUAGAAGACUCAGGCAUUGUAUUGAAGGAUGGGAACCGGAACCUCACUAUCCGCAGAGUGAGGAAGGAGGACGAAGGCCUCUACACCUGCCAGGCAUGCAGUGUUCUUGGAUGUGCAAAAGUGGAGGCAUUUUUCAUAAUAGAAGGUGCCCAGGAAAAGACGAACUUGGAAAUCAUUAUUCUAGUAGGCACGGCGGUGAUUGCCAUGUUCUUCUGGCUACUUCUUGUCAUCAUCCUACGGACCGUUAAGCGGGCCAAUGGAGGGGAACUGAAGACAGGCUACUUGUCCAUCGUCAUGGAUCCAGAUGAACUCCCAUUGGAUGAACAUUGUGAACGACUGCCUUAUGAUGCCAGCAAAUGGGAAUUCCCCAGAGACCGGCUGAAGCUAGGUAAGCCUCUUGGCCGUGGUGCCUUUGGCCAAGUGAUUGAAGCAGAUGCCUUUGGAAUUGACAAGACAGCAACUUGCAGGACAGUAGCAGUCAAAAUGUUGAAAGAAGGAGCAACACACAGUGAGCAUCGAGCUCUCAUGUCUGAACUCAAGAUCCUCAUUCAUAUUGGCCACCAUCUCAAUGUGGUCAACCUUCUAGGUGCCUGUACCAAGCCAGGAGGGCCACUCAUGGUGAUUGUGGAAUUCUGCAAAUUUGGAAACCUGUCCACUUACCUGAGGAGCAAGAGAAAUGAAUUUGUCCCCUACAAGACCAAAGGGGCACGAUUCCGUCAAGGGAAAGACUACGUUGGAGCAAUCCCUGUGGAUCUGAAACGGCGCUUGGACAGCAUCACCAGUAGCCAGAGCUCAGCCAGCUCUGGAUUUGUGGAGGAGAAGUCCCUUAGUGAUGUAGAAGAAGAGGAAGCUCCUGAAGAUCUGUAUAAGGACUUCCUGACCUUGGAGCAUCUCAUCUGUUACAGCUUCCAAGUGGCUAAGGGCAUGGAGUUCUUGGCAUCGCGAAAGUGUAUCCACAGGGACCUGGCGGCACGAAAUAUCCUCUUAUCGGAGAAGAACGUGGUUAAAAUCUGUGACUUUGGCUUGGCCCGGGAUAUUUAUAAAGAUCCAGAUUAUGUCAGAAAAGGAGAUGCUCGCCUCCCUUUGAAAUGGAUGGCCCCAGAAACAAUUUUUGACAGAGUGUACACAAUCCAGAGUGACGUCUGGUCUUUUGGUGUUUUGCUGUGGGAAAUAUUUUCCUUAGGUGCUUCUCCAUAUCCCGGGGUAAAGAUUGAUGAAGAAUUUUGUAGGCGAUUGAAAGAAGGAACUAGAAUGAGGGCCCCUGAUUUUACUACACCAGAAAUGUACCAGACCAUGCUGGACUGCUGGCACGGGGAGCCCAGUCAGAGACCCACGUUUUCAGAGUUGGUGGAACAUUUGGGAAAUCUCUUGCAAGCUAAUGCUCAGCAGGAUGGCAAAGACUACAUUGUUCUUCCGAUAUCAGAGACUUUGAGCAUGGAAGAGGAUUCUGGACUCUCUCUGCCUACCUCACCUGUUUCCUGUAUGGAGGAGGAGGAAGUAUGUGACCCCAAAUUCCAUUAUGACAACACAGCAGGAAUCAGUCAGUAUCUGCAGAACAGUAAGCGAAAGAGCCGGCCUGUGAGUGUAAAAACAUUUGAAGAUAUCCCAUUAGAAGAACCAGAAGAAAAAGUAAUCCCAGAUGACAACCAGACGGACAGUGGUAUGGUUCUUGCCUCAGAAGAGCUGAAAACCUUGGAAGACAGAACCAAAUUAUCUCCAUCUUUUAGUGGAAUGGUGCCCAGCAAAAGCAGGGAGUCUGUGGCAUCUGAAGGCUCAAACCAGACAAGCGGCUACCAGUCCGGAUAUCACUCCGAUGACACAGACACCACUGUGUACUCCAGUGAGGAAGCAGAACUUUUAAAGCUGAUAGAGAUUGGAGUGCAAACCGGUAGCACAGCCCAGAUUCUCCAGCCUGACUCGGGGACCACACUGAGCUCUCCUCCUGUUUAAAAGGAAGCAUCCACACCCCCAACUCCCGGACAUCACAUGAGAGGUGCUGCUCAGAUUUUCAAGUGUUGUUCUUUCCACCAGCAGGAAGUAGCCACAUUUGAUUUUCAUUUCGACAACAAAAAAAGGACCUCGGACUGCAGGGAGCUAGUCUUCUAGGCAUAUCCUGGAAGAGGCUUGUGACCCAAGAAUGUGUCUGUGUCUUCUCCCAGUGUUGACCUGAUCCUCUUUUUCAUUCAUUUAAAAAGCAUUUAUCAUGCCCCCUGCUGCGGGUCUCACCAUGGGUUAGAACAAAGACGUUCAAGAAAAGGCCCCAUCCUCAAAGAAGUAGCAGUACCUGGGGAGUUGACACUUCUGUAAAACUAGAAGAUAAACCAGGCAAUGUAAGUGUUCGAGGUGUUGAAGAUGGGAAGGAUUUGCAGGGCUGAGUCUAUCCAAGAGGCUUUGUUUAGGACGUGGGUCCCAAGCCAAGCCUUAAGUGUGGAAUUCGGAUUGAUAGAAAGGAAGACUAACGUUACCUUGCUUUGGAGAGUACUGGAGCCUGCAAAUGCAUUGUGUUUGCUCCGGUGGAGGUGGGCAUGGGGUCUGUUCUGAAAUGUAAAGGGUUCAGACGGGGUUUCUGGUUUUAGAAGGUUGCGUGUUCUUCGAGUUGGGCUAAAGUAGAGUUGAGUUGUGCUGUUUCUGACUCCUAAUGAGAGUUCCUUCCAGACCGUUACGUGUCUCCUGGCCAAGCCCCAGGAAGGAAAUGAUGCAGCUCUGGCUCCUUGUCUCCCAGGCUGAUCCUUUAUUCAGAAUACCACAAAGAAAGGACAUUCAGCUCAAGGCUCCCUGCCGUGUUGAAGAGUUCUGACUGCACAAACCAGCUUCUGGUUUCUUCUGGAUGAAUACCCUCAUAUCUGUCCUGAUGUGAUAUGUCUGAGACUGAAUGCGGGAGGUUCAAUGUGAAGCUGUGUGUGGUGUCAAAGUUUCAGGAAGGAUUUUACCCUUUUGUUCUUCCCCCUGUCCCCAACCCACUCUCACCCCGCAACCCAUCAGUAUUUUAGUUAUUUGGCCUCUACACUCCAGUAAACCUGAUUGGGUUUGUUCACUCUCUGAAUGAUUAUUAGCCAGACUUCAAAAUUAUUUUAUAGCCCAAAUUAUAACAUCUAUUGUAUUAUUUAGACUUUUAACAUAUAGAGCUAUUUCUACUGAUUUUUGCCCUUGUUCUGUCCUUUUUUUCAAAAAAGAAAAUAUGUUUUUUGUUUGGUACCAUAGUGUGAAAUGCUGGAAACAAUGACUAUAAGACAUGCUAUGGCACAUAUAUUUAUAGUCUGUUUAUGUAGAAACAAAUGUAAUAUAUUAAAGCCUUAUAUUAUAUAUAAUGAACUUUGUACUAUUCACAUUUUGUAUCAGUAUUAUGUAGCAUAACAAAGGUCAUAAUGCUUUCAGCAAUUGAUGUCAUUUUAUUAAAGAACAUUGAAAAACUUGAAGGAAUCCCUUUGCAAGGUUGCAUUACUGUACCCAUCAUUUCUAAAAUGGAAGAGGGGGUGGCUGGGCACAGUGGCUGACACCUAAAAACCCAGCACUUUGGGGGGCCAAGGUGGGAGGAUCGCUUGAGCCCAGGAGUUCAAGACCAGUCUGGCCAACAUGGUCAGAUUCCAUCUCAAAGAAAAAAGGUAAAAAUAAAAUAAAAUGGAGAAGAAGGAAUCAGACAUAAUUUCCAUGUGGUUGUUUUACAUUUUUACUGGUUUUCUUACUCUUCUUAUAAGGGAUAUUUUCAUAAACUGGUUAUAUAUUUUACAAACCAAUAAAUGUAUUUGUAGUACAAAAUAUGAGGGUAUAAUAUCACCACAACUAUUUUGAGGAUAAGUAUGUCUGGUUUAAAGUUUAACUGCUUCUUCCCUCUUCUUCUUCAUUACAAAGAAUUCACACACACACACACACACACACACACCCCACG